Molecule: messenger RNA, 2656 nt
Organism: Hydra vulgaris (swiftwater hydra)
Lineage: Eukaryota; Metazoa; Cnidaria; Hydrozoa; Anthoathecata; Hydridae
Molecular function (GO): carbohydrate binding
Source: RefSeq, a predicted model, not a curated record
UUUAGAUGAAUGUUUUUGAAUAAUUUAAAAUAUGCGAGAUUAGACUCUUUAAUAGUUAAAACAUUGUCUCUUUAUAUUUAUCAAGCUGUGAUUAAUUACAGAUAAGUGGAGAACUACAAAAGAGAUAUCUACAAUGGUAAAAACCUCAUUUUUAAUUUUUUUUUCGGUUUCUGCUGUACUGUUUGGUGGCGCUGCACUGGUUGCGGAUGUUCCACAAACGGCCAUAGCAUGCGAAAGGGACGAUCUUAAAAUAGAUUGCAAAGGCAAGGGAACUAUUGAAAUAAUUGAUGCAAACUACGGCAGGACAGCGUCAGGUAUUUGCCCUGGUGCUAACAACAUGAACACAAAAUGUGAUAACCAAAAAAAGUCACUUGAAGUUGUUUACAACAGCUGUUCAUUCAAGUCUUCUUGUACAGUUAAAGCUGCUAAUAGUGUGUUUGGUGAUCCGUGUGUUGGAACAUACAAAUAUCUUGAAGUAAAAUAUACUUGUAAACCAAAAGUUUUACGAGCUUGUGAAGGUAGUGAUCUGAACAUUGAUUGCAAUGGUGAAGGAACAAUUGAAGUUGUUUCUGCAAACUAUGGAAGAACAUCUUCAGAAUUUUGUCCUGGAGCUCAAGACUCUAAUAUAAAAUGUGAUAACGAAUUAGAAUCAUUUGACAUUGUUCAUAAAAGCUGUUCAAGUAAAUCUUCAUGCACUGUUAAAGCCUCUAACUCGGUGUUUGGUGAUCCAUGCGUCGGGACAUAUAAAUAUCUUGAAGUGCAAUACACGUGUAAACCAUUUGUUACUCUUGCUUGCGAAGGAGACAAUCUCAAAAUUGACUGUAAUGGACUAGGAUUUAUUGAAAUUGUAUAUGCUAACUAUGGAAGAACUAUGUCAUGUAUAUGUCCUGGUUCUAAUGAUUCUAACACAGAAUGUAAUAACGAAAAGAGUUCACUUGAAAUUGUCCGCAAUAGAUGCUCUAAUCAACCAUCUUGUAAUGUUAAAGCUUGCAACACAAUAUUUGGUGAUCCAUGCGUCGGAACGUAUAAAUUUCUGGAAGUGCAACAUAUUUGUAAACAUCAAUCACAAGUUGCACGAGCAUGUGAAGGAAAUGAUCUAAAUAUGGAUUGCAAAGGUAAAGGAACUAUUGAAGUAGUCAAUGCAAACUACGGUAGAACAAUGUCUGGUGUUUGUCCUGGUGCCAACGACAUAAAUACAAAAUGUGAUAACAAAAAAAAGUCACUCGAUAUUGUUCAAAACAGCUGUUCAGCUAAGUCGUCAUGUAUUGUGAAAGCUGCCAAUGCAGUGUUUGGUGAUCCAUGUUAUGGAACAUACAAAUAUCUUGAAGUGGAGUAUAAUUGCAAACCACAGGUUGCAAGAGCAUGUGAAGGCAAUGACCUUAUAAUUGAUUGUAACGGAAAAGGGACAGUUGAAGUGGUUUACGCAAACUAUGGUAGAACAUUAGCUGGUGUAUGCCCUGGCGUUAAUGACAUAAACACGAAAUGUAUUAAUCCAGAAAAAUCAAUCGAUAUUGUUCAGAACACUUGCUCAGCUAAGUCUUCUUGUAUUAUUAAAGCCAGCAAUACUGUAUUUGGUGAUCCAUGCGUAGGAACAUAUAAAUAUCUUGAAGUACAAUAUAACUGUAAACCGCAAACUGUGCGUGCAUGUGAAGGAAAAGAUCUAAAAAUAGAUUGUGAAGGAAAAGGAGUGAUAGAUGUUAUUAACGCAAACUACGGUAGGAUUGUAUCUGGUGUUUGUCCUGGUGCUAAUGAUAUGAACACGAAAUGUGAAAACCAAAAAAAAUCACUAGAAGUUGUAUAUAACAGUUGUUCAUCAAAAUCAACUUGUGUUGUUAAGGCUGAAAAUGCUGUGUUCGGUGACCCAUGUUAUGGAACUUAUAAAUACCUCGAUGUGCAGUUUACUUGUAGACCACAAGUUGCACGAGCAUGCGAAGGAAAAGAACUUAGAAUUGAUUGUAAUGAAGAUGAAACAAUUGAAGUUAUUAAUGCAAACUAUGGUCGAAAUUUGGUAGGUAUAUGUCCAGGUUCUAAUGAUAUGAACACAAAAUGUAAUCAUCAUAAAAAGUCCUAUGAUGUUGUUCAAAGCAGCUGUUCAACUAAAUCUUCAUGUACUGUUAAAGCUGAAAAUGCAGUGUUUGGUGAUCCAUGUGUAGGAACGUAUAAGUAUCUCGAAGUACAGUAUAAUUGUAAACCAAAACCACAAGUUGCGCGAGCAUGCGAAGGAAACGAUUUAAAAAUUGAUUGUAAUGGAAAAGGAACAAUUAAUGUAGUGAAUGCAAACUAUGGUAGAACUUUGGCUGGUGUUUGUCCUGGAGCUAACGACUCCAAUACGAAGUGUGAUAAUCAAAAAAAAUCAAUCGAAAUUGUUCAAAACAACUGUUCCUCCAAAUCAAGUUGCAUUGUUAAAGCUGCCAAUUCAUUGUUUGGCGAUCCCUGCUAUGGGACAUACAAAUAUCUUGAAGUGCAAUACACAUGUAAAUGAUGUAAAUUUAUUUGGAUAUCUAUUACAUAAUACCAAAUUAAAACACUGCGUAAAUUAAAGUCGGCAAUUAUUUUUUUAAUUCGAAAAACAGUUUUUUUUUAUAAAAAAUUAAUUAUAAAGAAAAUUUCACGGUUGUAUUACCGUUUUAAGAGAAAAUAUAACCAAUAGUGAUAA